This is a messenger RNA of Cheilinus undulatus (humphead wrasse), 1503 nucleotides long. RefSeq names its product eukaryotic translation initiation factor 4A3 (gene eif4a3). The coding region runs from base 140 to 1360 and encodes 406 amino acids. The record is from RefSeq and is a predicted model, not a curated record. NCBI's taxonomy places the organism in Eukaryota, Metazoa, Chordata, Actinopteri, Labriformes, Labridae. Gene Ontology annotation, cellular component: nucleolus; catalytic step 2 spliceosome. The transcript has 12 exons. Gene Ontology annotation, molecular function: ATP binding; RNA helicase activity; mRNA binding.
UCAUCGCAGCGACUCACGCGGCGGUCUUUCUCCCUUUCGGUCCCCGUGUUAGCCGUUAGCAGUUAGCGGAUCCUCGCGGAGGUUUUUUUUUUUUUACCGGAUUAUCGGCGAGUUUUACCGGACACAGAGCUCAGAGGAGAUGGCUGCCGCCGGGGCGCAGGGCAGGAAGAGAAUCCUGAGGGAGGAGGACAUGACUAAGGUGGAGUUUGAGACCAGCGAGGAGGUAGACGUCACCCCCACCUUCGACACCAUGGGCCUGAGAGAGGACCUUCUCCGGGGGAUCUACGCCUACGGAUUCGAGAAGCCGUCUGCAAUCCAGCAGCGAGCGAUCAAACAGAUCAUCAAAGGCAGAGACGUCAUCGCUCAGUCGCAGUCCGGAACAGGAAAGACGGCCACCUUCUGCGUGUCCGUGCUGCAGUGUCUUGACAUCCAGGUGAGGGAGACUCAGGCUCUGAUCCUCGCUCCGACCAGAGAACUUGCCGGACAGAUUCAGAAGGUGCUCCUUGCUCUGGGAGAUUACAUGAACGUGCAGUGUCAUGCCUGCAUCGGAGGAACCAAUGUGGGCGAGGAUAUCAGGAAACUGGACUACGGCCAGCACGUGGUCGCAGGGACGCCUGGGCGUGUGUUCGAUAUGAUCCGCCGCAGGAGUCUGAGGACGAGGGCGAUAAAAAUGUUGGUCCUGGAUGAGGCUGACGAGAUGCUGAACAAAGGUUUUAAGGAGCAGAUCUACGAUGUGUACCGUUACCUUCCUCCAGCAACUCAAGUGGUUCUGAUCAGCGCCACGCUACCUCACGAGAUCCUGGAGAUGACCAACAAGUUCAUGACUGACCCUAUCCGCAUCCUGGUCAAACGUGAUGAGUUGACCUUGGAGGGCAUAAAGCAGUUCUUCGUGGCCGUGGAGAGAGAGGAGUGGAAGUUUGACACUCUGUGUGACCUGUACGACACUCUGACCAUCACACAGGCCGUCAUCUUCUGUAACACCAAGAGAAAGGUGGACUGGCUGACGGAGAAAAUGAGGGAAGCCAACUUCACGGUGUCAUCGAUGCACGGAGACAUGCCUCAGAAAGAGAGGGAGUCCAUCAUGAAGGAGUUCAGAUCAGGGGCCAGUCGCGUGCUGAUCUCCACAGAUGUGUGGGCUCGAGGUCUGGACGUCCCCCAGGUGUCUCUGAUAAUUAACUACGACCUGCCCAACAACAGAGAGCUCUACAUUCACAGGAUUGGUCGGUCUGGUCGUUACGGAAGAAAGGGUGUGGCCAUCAACUUCGUGAAGAAUGACGACAUCAGGAUCCUUCGUGACAUCGAGCAGUACUACUCUACCCAGAUCGACGAGAUGCCCAUGAACGUGGCCGACCUGAUCUGAGCCCUGAUGACAUCACACCAGAGCCACGCCCCUUUCCCCUUAGUUACUUCCUGUCUGUUUUUGUUUUUAAGUUUGAGGGAAUUUUUAUUUUAACGAUAAGAUGAAAACAACCUGAUGUUUUUGUAAAUAAAGUUUUGGUUUGA